AUGAUGGAAACAGUCGAACGAUUCGAUCAAACGGAAGGAUAUGGACAUUCGUUACGUAAUAAGUAUCAAGUGUUUGAAAAACUUCGCGCUACGUACGGCGGUGAUUAUGCUCGUGGUCAACAGAAGUACUCGAGCGGUCAACACCGCAUCCGAUUUCAGCUAGAACCGAUUGGAGAGGAUAAAGAAGCAAAUAUAAUCCUCGUCGGUGUUAUCUCGGCAAAUGUCACUGCUACAGAUCAAUAUUUUAACAGGACACCUUCGACCUAUGCGUGGGAAACAUCGUCUCACGAUUGGGAAGAUAAAACAACUAUUGUAGAAAAUGGUCAACAUAAAAAAGUGCCAAAAGACAAGUGGGCAGGUGCGGAAACGGGGGAUAUACUCGAGUUGAUCAUUGAUUGUGAUCAACAACUUAUUCGGAUAAAGAAUGAAACAAGAAAGACAGGCGAUACGAUGAAAGUUGAUUUGAAUAAUUGUCCUUUGCCAUGGAAAUUCAUCGUCAUUUUUUCGAUGUAUCCGGAUCGUGUCGGUUCUCGAUUGAAACUUCGCCCGACCGUUACCCGUGUUACCAACUCAUUAGGUCAAACUCAUCAUGAGAGUAAAUCUGAUGAUGGAACAUUCGAAACACAUGACCAACCAAGUGACUCGAAUGGUGCAUUUAUGGUCAUUGACAACUCACCUGAUGAAAAACUUCAUCGUGUUAUAGAUGGUGUUUACAUCGGUUCACAAGACGCAGCAUCGAAUCUCCCGGGUCUCAACGAAUGUAAAAUCACACAUAUACUCAAUGUAGCAACGGGAAUCGAAAAUGCCUUCCCUGACCGAUACAAUUAUUUGAAUAUUGAAUUAUUAGAUGUGCCUGAAACAAAUAUUUCGAAAGUCUUUGCACAAACCAAUCAAUUCAUCGAACAAGCACUGGCUGAUAAUGGAUGUGUACUGGUGCAUUGCAAUGCGGGCAUUUCGCGGAGUUCGAGCAUAGUCUUAGCUUAUCUGAUAGGCACACGUCGAAUGCCGUAUGAAGAUGCGUAUCAACUAGUGAAAAGAGCACGUCCGAACAUCCGACCAAACGAUGGAUUCGUGCGACAAUUGAAACAAUAUGCAACCGAAGAUAAAAAGGCAACACUAAAACUCAUUAUACAGCAUACUAACAUUUGCAUGGCGUCGUCAAAUGUUCCACAAUAUCAGUACAGUGAUAUUCAAACAGUUCUAGUGGACAAACUCAGAGAGUGGUGCAAACACUUUCCAGACGAUAGUACCAAACCCAUUCAUGUUUUACCGGUGGUUAGACACGAUGAUCCGGAUCGAUUUCAAUCAUCCUUAGAAAACGAGAGCAUCGAGCAUAAUGGGGAACGCAUCAUACUUAUUCCAUACUAUUUCGGGAACUCUCAUUGUACCGGAAUCCUACUGGAAUUUAACGCAGAUGGAUCGAUCAACAGAGCUGAAUAUACAGAUCCAGUGAACGGUAUCAUACCAAACAAAUUACAAAGCCAGUUCAAAGAAGUUUAUUCGGAGUGCACUCUGCAGGUGAAAGAUUUGCCACAACAACAUGAUGCGGUCAAUAGUGCGGCAAUAACGAUUGAAAGCUUAUUAGCAGGUAUCAAUGUUGACUUAUCGAAAAUCACUCCAGUGACGUCUAUUACUUCAUCAAUAAAUAACAUUCCAAACGAAGGUAACGGAAACGAACUUUAUCCCCGAUUAGAUUCCUUAGAACAUAAUUUGGAAUCACAUAACUUGCAGAAUACAGAUGAACUGCAAAUAGGAAUUCUGAAUGAAGGUUUUGAUGAUCGAGGUGCGAGACGUUCGUACAUUGAAAACCUUCGUACUGAUUGUAAUUCUAUUCCACCAUGCGCUGAGAAAACAAUUUUGGAGCUUCUCAUACACUUCAACGAAAAACAGUUAGAAGGAGCUUCUUCAUUAACGAGAGAUUCAGAAAUUGAACUGUUGCAAAAACUUAGAGAACAGAUGAUACGAGAGCAAUUUUUCUCCGAAUGGACUCAAACGAGAUUUCAAGAAUUGAAUACAAACAUCGAGAAUAGUAAUGAUUCAUCUGUCGUAACUUGUUUGAGUAAGCUGUUGACACGAAUUCGCCCAUUACACGUUCAAGAAAUGCAAAGACUAGUGUUGAAAGCCAACCAAGCUGCGGAUUUAAUUCGUAAUCAAGAUAUCGUCCUUCUCUUAGGUGAAACUGGAUCUGGUAAAUCGACUAUGAUUCAAUUUUUAGCAGGAUGUCGCAUGACCCAAAAGAAGGUUAAGAUUGCGUCGGGACGCUUUUUAGUUCAUAUUACAACUGAUGACAUAGGAAAAGAUCCUGGAUUGACGAACGUCAUCAGUUCUCCAUUCAAUAGAUCAGAAACGCGAUAUAUCGCGCCUGUGACGGUACAACUAAAAGACAUUCUCGGUAGUUGCGAAGACGGAGAUGUUGUUCUAUGUGAUGCACCAGGCUUUGGUGAUACAGCAGGUCCCGAAGUCGAUAUCGCCAAUUCAUUAGGAGUUAUUGAAGCUCUCAAACAGACAAAAAGUGUCAAAUUACUUGUUUUAUCAAGUUAUAAGAGCUUAGGCGACCGAGGACAGGGCAUUCAGAAGUUAACGAACAUCUUAGUCAACAUGGUAGACCGAAUAGAAAAUAAAUUCGAGUCGAUAUUCUAUGCAUUUACAAAAUAUCCUUCCGAGAUCAAUGUAAACGCUGAACUUCUCGAUAUUAAAAUGUCAAAAGUAGAUAGAGAUGAAGUUUUGGCAAGUAACAAGCCUUUUGUCGCAGUUUUAAAAGAUAUGAUUGCAAAAACUGGGAGAACCGAAUUAAAGGUCCAUCCUAUUCGUGAUCACCCAAGUACAUUGAUGAAAAUCUUGAAGAGUGGAACAGGAAUUGAACAUCCCGAAGAAGUAUUUCGCUUUCCUAUGAGUAGUGACACGCGCGAAACUAUUAAUAAGCAUAUUCAACGCGAUAGAGGGGCGAUCGACUGUGGAAUGAAACUGAAAGAUAUGCAUUUAGUUUCUUAUUAUUUGAACGAUUUAAAAAAGCUGAACGAUCUCCUGAAACAGGAUGAUAUUCGCGAAAUUUAUAAUAAAUGCAAAAGUUCAAUUCACGACAAAAUUCAGGAAUUUUGUCAUGAAGUACUGAACAAUUUUGCUCGUGUCAUAAAUAGUCAAGAUGGAUUAAAAGAAGAUGACCUUCAAGAUUAUAAAAUUGCAGUAGAAUAUCUUCAACAGACUGAGGCUGUCAAACAACACUUAGGCUCGUCUUUAUCUCCAUCGACUACGUUGAAGCAUGGCAUUGAUUCACAGCUCGAAGCCAGACGAAUUGCUUUGCAAAGUGAAGAAUUACACAGUCCUAUGAUAGCAGUCUACUUAGAAAAUAUCCGUCUGUUGAAAGCUUCUUUCCGAGAGUUCGAACAGAAUUAUGCAAGUUCUUGUCAGAAAUACGAGAAACGUUUUCAAGAGCUUUUACAAUCCGGACAAGAGAUUAUUCUAACGAACGAUUUCAAAUCGAUUGCUGAGGUUCUCUUGAAAAUAUCCAAAGCUGUUGAUAAUUUACAAAUCCAUAUCCAUGACUCAAUCGUUGCGAAAUAUAAUAACACAGUCCAAUCACUUCUACGACGUUUAAGUCAAUAUUCCGAUCAAGUCAACGUUACUUUAGCGAAGAGUCGAAUCAGUAGCGAUGACGUGAAAAUCUUACAAGACAUUAUCGGCGUCUUAAGAUCAGCCAAAGAAACAUACGCGCUCCGAGAAGUUAUCUCAAAACAUCUAGCAAAGUGCGAUGAGACAAAAGAAUGCUGUCAAGAUUUAGAUAGCAUCUACGAGCUAUUUCUGACUAAGAUCAUCGAGUGCUUCGAUAAACUAAUCCAACAAAUCGCGAAUCUGAUCGAAACAAAUGAAGAUAAUACCUUAGAUAUCAUUCAUCAAACCAUUGAAAAUAUAAAAACUAUUCAUAAAAUACCCGAAGUUGAAAUAAGAACUGUGACAGUAUAUUAUAAUAUCAUUGAAAGCAUUCGGAGUUAUAUGACUCAACUACAACGCAAUACACGUCAAUCUCUCGACACUAUUGAUCAUCAAUCAGGAAACAUCGACUGUAAAGAACUUUUGCAUUCAUUUAAACUUCUAGAGAAUGCAAAAUGGAUGAAUACUAUAUUACCAGGCUCCUAUGAUACUGCGAUGCAUCGUCUUAAUGAAGAAUUUACCGAAUGUGUAGGUCAGUUCGAACAGCGUCUAAAAAGACUCGACUUAAGUUUGAAAUAUCCUGAUCGUAUCAUUGUAGCGAAAGAAAUUCUUGAGAAAACGGAGUAUUUGUGUACCUUACAACCUGAUACACAGGAACUAGCCAUGUAUCGGCAUCGAAUGUUAAACCAUGUUGUUUAUCGUAUACGACUUGUUUACAAUGAAGUUGCGGCAGAUUUCGCUUGUUCUGAUGAAACAGAUCGUCAAGAAACGACUGAUCCGAGACAAUUUUUAGAGACAACAUCAGUAUUUACUCGUUCACAUUCACAGAAUAGUAUAGAUGUCGAUAUGUCGACCUAUCUGUUCGUUGAACAACAGCCAACAUUAGAAAGCAUCAGAAGUGACAAAAGACAGUUACAGGAAAGCGUACGCAGACUUGAAUCGUAUGUCGACGAAUACGAGAGAAUUCUGUACGGUAACGGUCUAUUGAAUGCAGCAGUAAAAGUUUUUUCGCGCACGAUAAAGCAAACCGAAAAAGUAAAACCUGUGGCAACAACUUAUUUACUCCAGAAGGGUUAUCAUAACAUCGAUGCUGUAAGGAAGACGAUCGCAAAGUUCAAGAGAGAAUUAGAGAGUCUCAAUAAACAAGAAAAAGUAAUGAAUGAUUCUCAAAUGCAUCAGCAAUCCAGCGAACCAGACUCUCGAUCAUCCGACACAACGAAUGUCCCGAUAAAACGUCGAAAAUACAAAUCAAGCAAAGGCUUAGUCGACAAAUCACAAAUGUUAGCGGCAAAUAAUGCUUUGAUUUAUUUUAAAAACUGCGAACAGAUAGGUUAUGAUCGGAUUAGAGUGAUUGCCGAUGAUGCAAUUGAAAUAGUGAAACAGUAUUUAGAUAACUUCAUAAGUUCAUUAGAACAGAAAAUCAACGAAGUUUUUGCCCGCGCGACUGAGAUCGAAAAUUAUCGACGUGAAAAUUCUUCGAAAUAUUCACAAGACAUCGAAAUCCACUUACAAGCGCUCGAUUUUCUUUCGAGAUUUUCCGAAGUUUAUGAACAUAUUGACGGUCAGGAGAAAUUAAAGAGUCAUCAACAGCAAUAUCGCGAUUAUUACGAAACGUUGAAGAGUAGAAUGGAGCAAUACAAAUCUUCUGGUCAAAGUAGAGAACUACGGGAUCAUUUGCUCAUUGCACAAACAUUGACUUGCAUCGAUCGAUUUUUGCAAGGAGAUUUUCUGUUGAAUGGAUAUCAAGAAUUAUAUAAAAAGUAUCAAUUCGAAUUAAUCCAAGAUUGCGAAAAAGCAUCAGCUAUUGUUCUUGCUUGUAUAGACAAGAGUGAAUAUGACAACGUUGAUGCACAACUAUCACAUAUGGAUGAGAAAUUCGUUAAUCCUUUACAUUUUGCGCAUAUUAAAUAUAGUCUUCAAUCUUCUCUACAUAACUUAAUGAAUGAUAUUGAACGUGAUGUCAAUAAUCUCGAAGAGAAGUUGCAGAAAGACGAACAAAAUCAACAAUGUGUUCAAAAUCUGAAAUCUAAGAUUAAUAAGGUUCGAUUCGUCUUGGAAAAACCGUUAAUUAUGAACUUACUAGAUGAAUAUACUUGUGAUCGUCUUCGAAACUUUUCCCAACGUAUUGAUAAAACUCUUUCAGUCAUCUUCUUGAGUAAUAUCGAAUCGAUUGGGUAUCUAUUAGACACAGAUCGUUUUGUUGAAGCACAGCAAUUGAUAGACAUCGUUGUUGGUCUCCAUCGAAAACUAGCGGAACAUUGUAAAUCGGAAGAGGUUUUCAACAGAUUGGAAACCAUUAAUGAGCGAAUGAAUAAUAUUGUUCCUGAAAUUUGGAGUCGCUACAGUCUCGAUGAUAUGUAUAAUUAUGUACUCAACCCGCCGAAAACGAUUUUGAAAAAAUUGGAAAUAGCGGCAUCACAAAGCGGUGCAAAAUACGCGAAAGCUCAUCAAGACUUAUCGCAAAAAAUUCAGCAAUACUUAAUAACAACGAUAGAAAAGGAACGCACGUCUCCGUUGGUCGAACGGACUCAUAAGAUACGUAUGUUAAAUAAUGUUGCACAAUAUUUACCCGAUGACUUGAAAACUACAUUUCAAUCCAAGCUUGAUGAAUUACAGAUCGAGACUAUUGAACGAGAAAAUGAAUAUAACCAAGAUUUAGAGGCGUGCUUAAGGAAUCUCAGCGAUGAUGACCGUAUUAUCGCAAAACUUGGAAAAUUAGCUAAGGAGUAUCAAAAAGAAAAAUUGGAUGGACUCUUCAAUCGAUUACGUGCGGAGGUUUUAAAGAAACUUUCUACUUAUCAAACUCUUGUUCAAACUUCUCUAGACGAGCGAAAUCUACCAAAAGCGUUCGAUUGUAUGAAGAAAAUAUUCGAGUAUAAACAAUAUUUAAGUAAUUCGAUUUCCGAAACCGAAGAGAUUAGUCAGAGUGUUAUUCAGCUAACAAGAAGACGUUUUUUUAACUGUUGUGAGAUUCUUGCGGGAAUUUCGUCCAUUGAACAAGCGUCUACAGUUGAAACAGCAUUUAAUGAUAUUCUUGUUUAUCUUCAUUCGUCUGAAAUAUUUGAUAAAAAGGUCGUUCUUCUAUUCUCGGAUGAUAUUUUACACGAUGCCACGCAGGAACUGGAGAACAUGUUCCGAUAUCUACGAGAUAUCGAGAAACGAUUUCGAAUUACUUUGAAUGCAAAGAAUUUUCAUCAAUUAGGGCAACUACUGGUUAUCUCAAAGAAGUGGGAUCCAUGUCUCGAGAAAAUUAGGCAAUGCCGAUCGAAACAUCCGUUUAUGAAGAAUUUCGUUAGUAUAACGAAAAAUCUCACUCAACAUACAGACAUGAUCGAUGAAGUAGAGAACUUAGUUCGUGUUUUCAUCGAACAAGUCAACGUGGAGCUUGUUACUGAUGAUACGAUUCGAUUUGAAGUCAAACGUAAUGAACUAUACGCGAAUUUAGCUAUUUCGAUGAACACGUUAAGAGCUAUUGGUUCGAAAUUGAAUGAUUUUUUGUCAUCAAUGAUUGAUACUGAUGGAUUAGAGAAAGUCUUGGAAGCAAAGAUCGAAAUAAUCAUCAAUCAAUUACUUGAAAAGAUAUCAAAAGAAGAAUUGUCUCAAAAAGACACAGAUGAAUUUCGUAUUUACUAUAACCACCUAGCUUCAUUUAGUAAGCACGUGAAUCUCUUCAAAGCUCGCAUCGAACAAGUUUUAGCAGCGUCCGAGGAAAAAAUUACUACAAAAGUGACAUUUUUGCAUAAGCAAAUAGUAACAGACAGCUUGCCGAUUACGGGUAUCGCUCCACUAUUGAUAAAAAUGAAAUUUCUCGCUGAAAACUUGUCGAUGUUUGAUCGGAAGAUAUGUGAUGAAAUCGAUGAAACAUUGAAAACUUACAAAGAUCAACGAGGUAUACUGUCUAUCAUGGCGCUAGUUGUUGAAUUGGAAAAGGACGGUAUUGGAAUGAGAUUAAUUAGCGAACAUUCUUGUUUGAGUGGAGAAAGUUGGAGAAGACGGCGUGAUAAAAUGCAAAAACAAGAUGAUAUCGAUUACGUGCUGCGAGAGUUAUCUGGGGAUGCGAUUUGUCUACAGACUUUACGUACGCGCUAUGAAACGUUCAGAAAAAAAUACGAUGAAUUAAUAACAGAGAAUUUGAGAUCAAUCGAUGUAACUAGAGAAAAUAAGAGCGUUGACGUAGGAGCGCUUGUUACACAGAUCAAAUUCAUGACAGGAUCAGUCAUUGAUACAUCGAAAGAGAUUAUUUGGCAGUAUUCCUUCGAACAGAAGAUUCCACAACUUGUAGCAUAUAUUUUCGCUGUUUGGACAUUGAAAAAUACGCAACAUUAUAACACAGCACGUGGAAUUGAUGCAGCUAAAUCGUAUUUAUUGAUACCACAUGUUGGACAAGUGAUUACGAUUUUUCGUCUACUUGGUAUUGGUUAUACAUCUAAUACGAUGACCAGAAUUUUUCGUUCUACAUCGACAAAGAAGAUUUCGGAGAGUCUAGUCAAUAAUCUAGUCGAAAUAGGUACAGGGGAAGGAAAAUCUGUUGUAAUGGCAAUCACGGCUUGCGUUUUUGCUUUGACAGGAAUCGAUGUGAACUGUUCGUGCUAUAGCAAAGUAUUGAGCACUCGAGAUAAGAAAGAUUUCAAAUCCGUUUUUGAAGCUCUUGGCGUUGAAAAUCGCAUCAAAUAUGGGACUUUUGAUAAAUUAUGCGAACAAUUCCUAAAUGAAAAAUGUAAUAUUCGAGAUCAAGUAUCUGAAAUGAUUACGAAGAAUAAGGAUACCUUGCCUAAUAUUGAUAAGGCUAAUGGAACGAACCGUACCAAUCCAAAGGUAUUGUUGAUUGAUGAAGUUGAUGUCUUUCUAAGUGAUCGAUUUUACGGUGGAACAUAUCGACCCGUAGUAAUCCUAAAUGAUCCUCCUAUCCGCGCAUUGUUAAGCGCGAUUUGGGAAAAGAAGGAGUCAAUCACCGCGAAUGAAGUGAAGAGCCUACCAGCAUAUCAAACUUGUGCUUUUCAAUAUAGUGAUUGGAUUUUUAUUUUUCAUGAAGCUAUCAAAGAUAUGGUAGGUGCGUUACGAUCGUUUAAGAGCCCCAAGUAUAUUGUUCGAAAUAAUAAGAUUUGUUAUGUUCAGGAUGAAUCUGUAGUCGACAGUAUCGUAUACGGCUAUAACACUAUGUGGGCAUAUUAUGAUGAACAUAGUAAAGGAAAUAUUACUGAAAAUAGUCUAGAGGAAAAUGUCGGUCUGCUUGUGAAUUGUGGAGAAUUUUGUUAUGCAGAAAUGCCUCAUGAUUUCGCUUAUAUUGCCGGUGUUACAGGAACUCUGAAAACUCUUGCUAAAUCAGAAAAAUAUACAUUAACGAACGUGUAUCAAAUACAUGAACAUACUUUUAUGCCGUCUGUUUUCGCGAAGAGUAAUCGUACCUACGAUUCUUCGACCGAUGUCGAGGUAAUGAAUGAUUCUGAGUAUUUUAUCCGAAUCCGUCGAGAAAUCGAUUCUAUACGGCAGGCUGAACGUGCGAUUCUUGUGUUCUUUAAAUCCCAAGACGCAUUGAUAGCAUUUUACAAUUCAGUUGAGCUAUCUUCAUUGAAAGAAUCUGUCCAACUAAUUACAGAGGAAGUAAGCACGGAGGAUCGGGACCGAUGUGUUAAACAUGCAGCGCGUCAGGGACAAGUAACAUUAAUCACGCGGAUAUUCGGACGUGGUACAGAUUUUAUCUGUGAUACUCCGCAAGUUUUAGCAAAAGGAGGUGUUCAUGUCCUUCAAACAUUUUUCUCCAUGGAAUUAGCUGAAGAAUAUCAAAUUAUGGGUCGAUCGGCGCGACAGGGUGAUCGAGGUUCAUACCGAAUGAUUAUAUUAGACAAAGAUUUAGAAUGGGUUUUCGGCUUGACAUGGAAAGAUAAACUUCCGACUAUUGAACGCAGCAAACUAUAUGAAACACUCCAUACAGCUCGUCAGGCCAUCUACGAAAGUAAAUGUAGUGCAAAAAAUCUUAGUUUAGAACAACGUAAGCUUGAGCAUCAAGUCUCCAAAGACUUCGUGAGCGCAUUAUGUAAAGGUAACAUAAGAACUGUAAAAAGAUUUCUAGGUAAACGAAAUAAAGGGAUAGAUUUGUUAGAUGAUUCUUCGCGUACGCUUGUACUUAUCAGCGGCCCAGGUUCACUCUAUGUCCUGUUGUCUAGUAUGAAAGAAAUAAUUUGUACGAUAUUUCAACGUGCGUCAGCUAUCUUAGACAAAAUGGAUUUACCGAGUGAUGUAAUUCAAAUGCAAAUCGCGGUUUACCAAAAUUGCACUGUUCGAGGAAAUGAGGUUUUGCAGUAUUCUUCUUGGCAUUCGAAAGGUAGUAGUUUACGAGCAUUUCUUAAUACGAUUAACUAUGCUAGAAGCGCUUUAGAGAAUUCGAUGGAAGUUAAUUUACCAAAUAUCGAUGUUAUAGAAAAGUCUCUUUCACAAGUUAUUUUUAUUGGAAGUGCUUCCGUGAAUAUCACUCGGGAACGCUCCGAUGACGAAUACUCAGAUAGUCUACAUGAAAUUAAGAGAUUAAUAGAGAAGAAAAUUCCUAUUCAUACAUUGUAUUUAAAUCAUUCGGCCAAAGAUAGCUUUCAGCAAAUCGCUACUCAGACAGGCGGACGGUGUGAGCAGCUCGAUAUUUUUUCCAGUCAUGGUGCUGAAUUACUUACUCAGUUUAUUACAGAAGAAGUGUUGAGAAAAGCAGCUGGAAUACAAGGAAAUAAUGCAGUUCAGUUGUAUCGGACAAGUUAUGUGAAAUGA
This is a messenger RNA of Adineta ricciae, 10401 nucleotides long. Lineage: Eukaryota; Metazoa; Rotifera; Eurotatoria; Adinetida; Adinetidae. The record is from the annotation of a GenBank genome assembly.